Saccostrea cuccullata (small rock oyster) is the source of this 1302-nucleotide messenger RNA. Its product is annotated as peroxisomal trans-2-enoyl-CoA reductase-like. Gene Ontology annotation, cellular component: peroxisome. The record is from RefSeq and is a predicted model, not a curated record. The transcript has 8 exons. Gene Ontology annotation, biological process: phytol metabolic process. Gene Ontology annotation, molecular function: trans-2-enoyl-CoA reductase (NADPH) activity. The coding region runs from base 223 to 1194 and encodes 323 amino acids. Lineage: Eukaryota; Metazoa; Mollusca; Bivalvia; Ostreida; Ostreidae.
UUUUAAACGCUUACUCGGUGGAACCCAGAUUAAUCCAAUACAAAUUUCGCCCGGAACACGCCCAUUGUUUGGAAUGCAAUGGUAUGCAGAACCACUUGAACAGCUGACAUUUGAUUUUCUUAUGUUCCAUGCUGCUUCGUUUAAAGGACAACUAUCACCGAUAGCUACAGGGUGAAACAUAUUUCUUUAAAAAAUGAAUUUUACAGACUGAAGAAAUCUAGCAUGACUCACAAGUUCGAAAAUUUCCUACUUUCGUUUUCGAUAGGUGAACGAACUUUCGAAAGGUCACAUGACCAAAAUAUGGCGAGCUCCACUGGAAGAGUUUCCAGUAUUUUCAGGUCGGGGUUAUUCAACGGAAAAGUGGCUAUUGUGACUGGUGGGAGCACUGGUAUUGGUCAGGCAAUAACCCAGGAACUCACACAUUUAGGAUGCAAAGUUAUGAUAGCAUCUAGGAAUGCGGAGAGACUUUCUUCAGCAACAGCUGAUAUUAAGAAAAAUAUCCCAAAUGGGAGUCCAGCAGAAAUAAGCAAUAUUCCAUGUAACAUUAGGAAAGAAGAUCAGGUUGAAAAAAUGGUUUCAGAGACAUUGUCAAAGUUUAGUAAGAUUGACUUCCUUGUAAACAACGGAGGUGGACAAUUUCCAGGACCUGCCUCUUCUUUUAGUCUAAAGGGCUGGAAUGCUGUCAUAGAGACAAAUCUCACAGGAACAUUUCUGUGUUGCAGGGAAGUGUUUAACCAGUGGAUGGGCCAGCAUGGUGGUGUUAUUAUCAACAUCAUUGCUGAUAUGUGGAAUGGACUUCCAAUGAUGAGUCACACAGGAGCAGCACGAUCAGCCGUGGACAAUCUGACAAAAUCUUUGUCCUUGGAGUGGGCGGCCUCAGGGGUCAGGGUCAACGCUGUAGCUCCUGGUGUAGUUUACUCCAAGACGGCAGCAGCUAACUAUAGUACUGAUAUAUUGGGGCAGUACAUUCCUCAUAUACCUGCUAAACGUUUAGGGACCCCUGCAGAGGUAUCAGCAGCUGUCUGCUUCCUUCUCUCACCUGCUGCUGCUUUCAUUUCUGGAGAAUCUCUUAAAGUAGAUGGCGCUGCCAGUUUAUAUAGUUCACCUUUUCAAAUACCAGAUCACAAGAAUUUACCAGCAUACGAUUGGGAAACUGGAGAUCCAGAAAACACAUCAAAUAAACCAAAGUUAUGAUAGUAAAGUGAAGGCAAAGACAAUCUAAUAUAUAUUUGUGAGAAUAAGAAUGCAUGAAUUUAUGGUAAAUUUAACGCUGUUAAUAAAUUUAAUGGUUGUAGAAAAGGU